Molecule: messenger RNA, 5385 nt
Organism: Solea solea (common sole)
Lineage: Eukaryota; Metazoa; Chordata; Actinopteri; Pleuronectiformes; Soleidae
Product: E3 ubiquitin-protein ligase RNF31
Exons: 24
Coding region: 127-3396 (1089 amino acids)
Biological process (GO): protein linear polyubiquitination
Cellular component (GO): LUBAC complex
Molecular function (GO): linear polyubiquitin binding; ubiquitin protein ligase activity; K63-linked polyubiquitin modification-dependent protein binding
Source: RefSeq, a predicted model, not a curated record
CUGGAGGUGAGGAGAGGAGGAGGAAGAGGAGGGGAGCAGCAGCGUUUCAUUCAGUGACAGACGUGACCGAGUGACUGAAAUCAGCUGUUUGACGGAGCAGACACGGCGUUCACUCCACUGCAGAGGAUGCCUUCUCUGUCCGAGCAGCUCCAGGAGGUACGGAGUCGGGCUGAAGUGGGUCUUUACUCAGGGGGCAGGGUGGUGGAGGUGCGAGCUGGAGUGAUGGCCAUUGCUAAUCUGCCUUUACCACCCUGCUCCAAAUAUCAACACAUCUCUGCAGAGACCAUGGUCAUAGAAAAUAGCUCUGGCAGCAACAGAAAGGAGACCCUCGCAUCGCUGCAGCGUUUGUCUACAGCACUGAACAUCCUGGAAAAGUAUGGCUGCAACCUGACUAAUCCCAACAGGCCAAAGUAUUGGAGAACUGUCAAACACAACAACCCAGUGUUCAGAGCCACCGUCGAUGCCAUUCAGGGAGGACGAGCCGUGUUGUGUCUCUAUGGUUACUCCAAUCAGCAGCCAGAUGGGCUCAGCUUCCCUGAUGAUGUCACUGAUCCUGAUGUGGGCCGAGUUGCUGCGGUAACGUUAGAGGUGAUGAGUCUGAGGAUGGAACUAGAAAUGCUUAUCAAGGAGACUCACCCUCACCCUGAGUUCUAUGAGAGAAUCAUUGCUACGCUGAGACACAAGGACGUAGGUCUAAAUACUGAUGCUGUGGUCUACCACUCCUCUGCCAUCUCAUGCCACUCUGACGGUCAGAGCAAGUCUCUCGCCUUCCCUCUGCACCAUCAGUCCACCAGGGGGAGCAGUCACAGCCACUCUCUGUCCUCCAACCACCAAGGUCUCAGGUCCAUUCAAGUCUUCUCCACCUCCUCAAACAAACACCCAGACAACUGUGCUAUCUGUGGAAUAUUUCGGAUCUCGGCACACUGCCUAACCUGUCUGCAGGGCCUCUGCUCAGAAUGUGACAAACUGUACCACUCUUCCCCCGAGAGGUCAAACCAUCGUCGAACAGCUGUCACGUCAUCAUCAUCAUCAUCGUCGUCAUCCAAAAUCCGGAGCAGUCACAGUUCUUCCACAUGGUGUUGUCUUCACUGCACUAAAGUCAACUCCAUCCAGGAUGUGCUGUGUCAGGAGUGUGAGCGUCCUCACUUGGAAUCCAUCAGCUCUAACAGAGAUGAAUCUCAACCUGCCACCAUCACUGAGUGGCAGUGUAAGAGCUGCACCAUGGUGAACGCAGCCAGCAGUAUUCUGUGUGAGGUGUGUGAACGACCACGUCUGGCCACAAGACCUCCGACCAACCCAUCACACCCACCAGUCACCCCACCAAGACCACCAGCACCAGUACUGGGCAUGCCCGGUGACCCUGACAGCCAGUGGGUGUGUCAGUUCUGUACCUAUCUGAACUACUCUCCUGCUACAGUUUGUGACAUGUGCAACCUGGCUCGUCCAGAACCCGCACCCCUCCCUGUUAAGCUUCGCCCUCCCUCUCCUGUCAGACGGGUCCCUGCCCUGCCAAUCAAACCCAAAGAACCUGCCCCCGAAGACCUGGACUCCUGGAGGCAGAGACUGAUGAAGGAGGAGGGGCUCAAGCUGAUUCAGCUGAUUAGAGAUGGAGAGAAGAAAGGGGUGAGUCCAGAGGAGGUGUACACCAGCAUGAGGGUAGCUGGGGACAACAACAUCCUGCCUUGCAAGUGGUUAAAGACAGAACUUCCUCUGCUCUUAGACCAGAUCAGAAUGCUGGUAACGACAUUCUCUCUUCAGUUUGAUAAGACCACAUCAGACAACAUGAACAGAUCGUGUGAAGCCUCUGAUGAGGACGCUCCUGCAGAAACAGAGUGUACGAUCCAGCUGUCCAGAGCAGAGGCCAAGCAAGGCUGGCUGACAGCAGGGGGCGACCUUGAGAGAGCGGCCAGACAAGCUCUGAGAGACAGACUCGCCAAGGUGAAGGAGCUUUGUGUGUUGGGUUUCACGGAUGAGGCUCUGUGCCAUGAGGUUUUGAGACAAAGUUGUGGUGAGGUGAGAGGGGCCCUGGCUCUGCUUCAACGGCCCUUGCUGGAGCCCUUUCACAACCGCAUCUGGAGUGAGAAGGCUGAGCCUCCUGUGGACAUCCAUCACCCAGACAAGCAGCGGAUAUGUCGGAGGCUACUGGCAGUGUAUGAUCUUCCAAGCUGGGGUCGAUGUGAGCUGGUAUUGUCACUGCUUCUGGAGCACAGUGCCCCCUACUCCCUGGAGGAUGUAGUGCAGGCUGUGCGAGAGUCCCAUGACAGGGAGUUUAUCAAGAGAGUGCUGGCUAAAGAGUGUCCCAUCUGCCUCUCUGUCUUCCCCCACAGCAAGAUGCAGUCUCUGACAUCAUGUCAGUGUUCAGUGUGCUGCGGUUGCUUCCAGCAGCACUUCACCAUUGCGGUCAGGGACAAACACAUCAGAGACAUGGUGUGUCCAGUCUGUUGGGAGCCCAACAUCAAUGACCCUGAGCACCUCAACAGCUAUUUCUCCACUCUGGACAUCCAGCUGCGAGAGUGUUUGGAGCCAGAAGUCUAUGAACUGUUCCAUAAGAAGCUGACAGAGCAGGCUCUCAUCAAGGACCCUAAGUUUCUCUGGUGCUGUCAUUGUUCAUAUGGGUUUAUCUAUGAUGGAGAUCAGCUGAAGGUUACCUGCUUUCAGUGUCGCAACAGUUUCUGUGCUCAAUGUAAAAAGCCUUGGGAGUCUCAGCACACAGGUCUGUCCUGUGAACAAUAUCAGUCAUGGAAGAGAGAGAACGACCCAGAGUAUCAGAAACAGGGCCUGGCUGGAUACCUCAGAGACAAUGGCAUCACUUGCCCUAACUGCCGUUUUCAGUAUGCAUUGUCUAAAGGAGGCUGUAUGCAUUUCUGCUGCUCGCAGUGUCGUUACCAGUUCUGCAGUGGCUGCAACAACCCGUUCCACACCACCUGUGCAGUGGAUGAGUGCAGUGUGUCGGGACUACAUGCUCAUCAUCCUAGAGACUGCCUCUUCUAUCUGAGAGACUGGGAACCUUCCAGACUGCAGGCUUUACUCCAGAAUAAUGAUGUGGCAUUCAACACUGAACCUCCUCCUGGAACACAGACAGGUCUGUGUGGAGUGAUAGAGCAGAAGGACGAGGGAGGACAGCAGCCAGAUUCAGCUUGUGGAGCCCAGACCCAAAAUGGACAUGCUGGACUCUGCGAGAAACAUUACCGCGAGUACCUGGUCAGCCUGAUCAACAGCCACUCAAUAGACCCCGCCCCCCUCUACAGCUCCAGUGAACUGCUGUUGGCAUGCAGGAGGUACAAGGUGGACGACAGUCGAAGGGAUGGAGAGGACGGCUUCACCUACUACAGCAGACUGCUGGAGAAGCUGAUGGUUGAAGUUCCACUGGGUGACAAGGUGCCGCGCAAAAAAUGAAGGUGGCCACUUCCUGUUGCCUCAUCUCCUGUCAUGGUGUGGUCAAACAAAACUGUUUCCUUCACAUUUUGGAUUUGUAAAUGUUUGCUCGUAAGCAGGAACGUGUUGUGUCUUUUUUCUCUGGACACGGAUUUUUGUUUUGCUUUGUUCUAAAUGUUCAUUUUAAUGAGCAUUUGUUCAGCAAUGAUGUGGUGUAAUGUAAAUAUUGUUUGUUUCAAUGAUCUUCAUUAAUAAUCCAGGGAGAUAAUGUAAGAGAGACACAGCUUGACACAUUCAGGCGUUCCUUAAAAUCCACUCUGUGCUUCAUCUGACUUAUUUACUUUUGCAGCUGUGAGCAUUAAAGAGGUUUCACAUAAACAUCAGCACAGAAGGGCAGAUUAUUAAAUAUCACAUCAAAUGAUACAUCAGGAAGUGUUUAAGAAUUAGAGACACCUAAUGGUGAGACUGGACUCCUACACUUUGCAGGAUUUUUAGCCUCAUUUUCAGCUUCAGAGUAAUUGUGACGAUUGAAUGUCUUGUUGUGGGGAGUAUAGACAGUAAGUUAGUGGAAAACCACGCUUGUUGGAUCAGGGCUGCUGACCCGGCGUCCUCAGAAUCAGAAGGUAACACUUAUUGCUUCACAACACUGCAUUAUUUUAGACGUUCAUCAUAGCAGAGGAAACAAUUGUCGGAGGAAGCGAGGAAGAGGAAAUGACUGUCUGAGUAAGUGAAGGGCCGGCUUUUUUGGGUCAUAGAUUCUGCUAAUAAAAGGUUUUCACACAUUGGGCCUUUAAUCUUUUCUUGAUAAUUAGAUCUCUCGUCACUGAAUUGAAUGAAACCACCUUUACACAACCUUGGCUGUUUUUAAUCAUCUCAACAUCUGCACAAAUGUAUCACAUCCUAAACUAUGACAUUUUUGUCAAAUUUUGGGCGACAUACUAAACUAUGACAUUUCGGCGACUUUUUGGAAGAUAUACUAAAUUAUGACAUUAUGGUGACUUUUAGGAUGACAUACUAAACUAUGACAUUUUGGUGACUUUUUGGAAGAUAUACUAAAUUAUGACAUUAUGGUGACUUUUUGAACGACAUACUUAACUAUGACAUUUUUGUCAAAUUUUGGACAACAUACUAAACUAUGAAAUAUUUGUCACAUUUUGGACGAUAUACUAAAUUAUGACAUUUUUGGUGACUUUUUGGACGAUAUACUAAAUUAUGACAUUUUUGUCACAUUUUGGUCGACAUACCUAACCCUAACCCUAACCCUAUGACAUUUUUGUCAAAUUUUUGGCGAAAUACUAAACUAUGACAUUUUGGUAAGUUUUAGACAACAUACUAAACUAUGAUAUUUUGGUGAUAUUAUGAACAACAUACUUAAGUAGGAUAUUUUGGUGACUUUUUGGACGAUAUACUAAACUAUGACAUUUUUGGUGACUUUUUGGACGAUAUACUAAAUUAUGACAUUUUUGUCAAAUUUUGGACGAUAUACUAAAUAAUGACAUUUUUGUCACAAUUUGGUCGACAUACUAUAAACUAUGACAAUAUUUCUAAAAUUUUGGACAACAUACUGAACUAUGACGUUUUUGUCAAAUUUGGACGACACUAAACUAUGACAUUUUUGUGACUUUUUGCACGAUAUACUAAACUAUGACAUUUUUGUCAAAUUUUGGACAAAAUACUAAACUAUGACAUUUUGGUGACAUUUUGGACAAUAUACUAAAUUAUCACAUUUUUGUCACAUUUUGGACAACAUACUAAACUAUGACAUUUUGCUGAGUUUCAGGACGACAUACUAAACUAUGAACUUUUUGUCAAAUUUUGGACUACUUACUAAACUGUGACAUUUUGGUUACUUUUUAGACGACAUACUAAAGUAUGAAGUUUUUGUCAAAUUUUGGAUGACAUACUAAAUUAUGACAUUUUUGUCAAAUUUUGGAUGAUAUACCAAAAUAUGACAUGUUUGUCAAAUUUUUUUUUGGGUCAUAGAUUCUGCUAAUAAAAGGUUUUCACACA